CAAUUCAUCGUCUCCUCCCCCAGAGUCCCUGUGAUCAGCUUCAAGCUCCCAUUAUCGGUCCCUGACCCCUCCGUCGCCCCCAAUUGAUACCCUGCGCCGAUUUUUACGGGGCUGAUUAUUGUUGUUGACUCUCGUUGCGAACUCCGGUCCUCCCGUCUAUCACGAUCUUCCCCCACAAUGUCGUCCAAGUACGUCUUCACCAAGGGUCUGAAGGAGCUGCGCUUCCUUUUCUGCCAGACCUCUCAGGCUAGCUCUGCUACUCGCUCGUUCUUGCAGCGCGCAUACCCGACCAUGAAGAAGCACAACCCUCACACCCCCAUCCUGAUGCGCGAGGCAGCUGGUACUGUGCCUAGGGUGUACGCCAGAUACGCUUUCGGCCAAGAGAAGCAGGAAGCUCUGACCGGCUUGACGGAUCAGCAGAUCGAAGAGAAGAUCACUCAGUUGGUGAAGGCGUCUUCAUAGCGAAAUCACGACGCGUCCGUAUAUGUUCAUGCACCGCAUUUCCAAUUUGCACUGUAUCUAUAGAUGAAUUGAAACUCGUUCGCCGUGAUAACCCAGUCAAUAUCUAC
Molecule: messenger RNA, 569 nt
Organism: Aspergillus eucalypticola CBS 122712
Lineage: Eukaryota; Fungi; Ascomycota; Eurotiomycetes; Eurotiales; Aspergillaceae
Product: L51/S25/CI-B8 domain-containing protein
Exons: 4
Coding region: 178-462 (94 amino acids)
Source: RefSeq, a predicted model, not a curated record